GCCAAUGGGCGCGCGGGGAGGCGCGGGCCGCGGCGGCGGGCUGGGGGCUCCGCGCUCCGGGGCGUCAGUCGGGCCGCGGCGACGGCGGCAGGAGCGCGUCCCGGCUCCGCCUCGGGCUCCGCUCGGCUCGGAGGCUGAGGAGAGGAGGCGGAGAGCCAGGCGAGGCGCCAGGCCAGCGGGCCGGGCGCAUGGCUUAGGGACGCUCCCAGCCGCCGCAGCCCCAGCAUGGGGAAACUUCACUCCAAGCCGGCCGCCGUGUGCAAGCGCAGGGAGAGCCCGGAAGGUGACAGCUUCGCCGUGAGCGCUGCCUGGGCUCGGAAGGGCAUCGAGGAGUGGAUCGGGAGACAGCGCUGCCCGGGCGGUGUCUCGGGACCCCGACAGCUGCGGUUGGCGGGCACCAUAGGCCGAGGCACCCGGGAGCUCGUGGGUGACGUGUUGAGAGACACGCUCAGCGAGGAAGAGGAGGACGACUUCCGGCUGGAAGUGGCCCUGCCUCCUGAGAAGACCGACGGGCUGGGCAGCGGAGAUGAGAAGAAGAUGGAGAGAGUGAGCGAACCCUGCCCAGGCUCCAAGAAGCAGCUGAAGUUUGAAGAGCUCCAGUGCGAUGUGUCUGUGGAGGAGGACAGCCGGCAGGAGUGGACCUUCACCCUGUACGACUUUGACAACAACGGCAAGGUCACCCGAGAGGACAUCACCAGCUUGCUGCACACCAUCUAUGAGGUGGUGGACUCCUCUGUCAACCACUCCCCGACAUCCAGCAAGAUGCUGCGGGUAAAGCUCACUGUGGCCCCUGAGGGCAGCCAGAGCAAGAGGAGCAUCCUUGUCAAUCAGGCCGACCUGCAGAGCACAAGGCCCCGAGCAGAGACCAAGCCCACUGAGGAGCUGCGGAGCUGGGAGAAGAAGCAGCGAGCCCCGCUCAGGUUCCAGGGUGACAGCCGCCUGGAGCAGUCUGGCUGCUACCACCAUUGCGUAGAUGAGAACAUCGAGAGGAGAAACCACUACUUAGAUCUCGCCGGGAUAGAAAACUACACGUCCCAGUUUGGGCCUGGCUCCCCUUCCGUGGCCCAGAAGUCAGAACUGCCCCCCCGCACCUCCAAUCCCACUCGGUCUCGCUCCCAUGAGCCGGAAGCCAUCCACGUCCCACACCGAAAGCCCCAAGGCGUGGACCCGGGCUCCUUCCACUUCCUUGACACCCCAAUCGCCAAGGUCUCAGAGCUCCAGCAACGGCUCCGGGGCACCCAGGACGGGAGCAAGCACUUUGUGAGGUCCCCCAAGGCCCAGGGCAAGAGCGUGGGUGUGGGCCACGUGGCCAGAGGGGCAAGAAACAAGCCCCCUCUGGGACCCGCCUUCCCUGCGGUGUCCCCCUCCGCCCACCUGGCCGCCAGCCCGGCCCUCCUCCCCUCCCUAGCCCCCCUCGGGCACAAGAAGCACAAGCACCGAGCCAAGGAGAGCCAGCAGGGCUGCCGGGGCCUACAGGCACCGCUGGCCUCGGGCGGCCCCAUCCUGGGGCGGGAGCACCUGCGGGAGCUGCCCGCCGUGGUGGUAUAUGAGAGCCAGGCCGGGCAGCCGGUCCAGAGACAUGAGCACCACCACCACCACGAACAUCACCACCAUUACCACCACUUCUACCAGACAUAGAGCCCCUCCCCAGGGCCCCACCCUGCCGUAUGAAGGACCCCACCCCCGACACCCCAAGGCAUUAUUAUUCUAUUAAUUAUUGUUAUUAUGACGAUUAUUGUUAUUAAUAAUUAUUGUUACUCCACUAAUAUUUAGCUAGCCUUCAUGUAGAAGAUCUAUGGAAACACAGAACUAAACUUUUAUUUAUAUGUUGUGGGGACUGCAUAACUAGCCCAGGAAAUGACUCUGGUUUGGAGUGGCCUGUAAUGGGCAGAGGCUCCCUGGAGGCUCAGGAGCUGCAGCAUCUGUGCGGAUCAGCCCACACCCUUCCCAGAACCGGGGAGCCCUCAGCCCCAACUCUGCCCCACCCCAGCCUCUUCCAGGAGAGCACCCUUACCUGGCCCAGCUUCCAGAGACCCUCGAAAUCUCCGAGAAGAUAAACAGCUGCUACCUCUUAGUAUUAUUCUGAUUUUAUUUUGCCCUUAACUGAUUGUAAUGUGCUACAAGGGAUUUCAGUGGACUGCAGAGUGCGAACGUCUUGCUGUUGUGUUUUUAUGUCCCAACCUAGAAACCUUAGCUGUCUUUUCUGGAGUUGUCUUUCACGCUUUUCCAGUGGGAUCAAGCCCUUUUCCCCAAAGCAGUCCCAUCUCUUCUGCCAUGCACAACAUGAAAAUCCACUUCUCUUCCUUCUCCUCCUUCUCUCUCCUUUACAGCGAUACAUACACAUAUUUAAGGACUAUCCCUGAGACCAUCCUUCUCAUUUUGGAAACUGCUAGGGAGGGAACCAACCACUUAAACAAGUGUCGUUUUCCAAGAUCCGGGCAAUUGUGUGCUGUUGGUUGUGGGGGAGGAUGUGGCAGAUAUAUACGUACCUACACAAUUCUCUAACAGCGCUUUCUGUAUCUAUAGAUAGACGCCAUCUGUCCAUUUCUAUGUAUCUUUCUAUAAAUAUACACUCUCAGGUAUCUUUUCUGGUGUGCAGAAAUCAGUGGUUUGCUUCUCUGGAUGCUUCUGGAACCCAGAUGUGACCCUGCUUGUCUCCUUUUGGGGCUGGAUGGCUCAGAUGCUUUCAUCAGAGGUCCCUUCUCGUGUUUGGGGGUCUGAUGGAUUUUGGAGAAAACUGCUGGGGUACAGAAGCUUGGAGGGAAAAGGGGACCAUGACCAGAGUUGGGACCCUGGAGCAACAUCCUCUGCAGAGAAGGAUUUUGUCUGGCCAGAGCCUGGAGAAACCUGAAAAAGAACCAAUCAGCUAGCCAGGGUCUCAGAGAAAAGCAGAUUACACACUCAAAUUGGGUAAGUUGAGCAGAGUUUAAUAAAGGCAAUAUUUACGAAGUGUGGGCUAAGCCUCCCACGAGAAUGCAGAACCCUGGGGCUAGCAGUGUGGAGCGCUACUCCCACCCCUGGGCCUGAGUGAGGAAGGAGUUACCUUUAGCAGACACAGGAUUGCUGGAGGAGUGAGAGGGGCACCUGAAGGAGCUGUGACCUUUGCUCAAAGGAUGCAGCCAGUCAUGGGGACCCUCCAGGGAAAUUAAUAUCCUGACCCUGCUUUCCUGCCCCUGCCUCAAUCCAUUGACUGAGGCCGCUGGAAGCCACCGGGCCGAGGGAGCUUGUUGAUGUGGGUCACACGGGCAUGUUCCCAGGUCAGAGAGGAGAGCCUACAGUGAAUCUAGAGGGACACAAGAGGGAGAAGCAACUCCAGCUACCUUCCUUUCUGCCGUUUUAGCUCCCAGCUGGCAUCCUCUUUUCCAGAGCCUCGAGUUUGGGUUUAAUGUAGUUAGUAAGGAGUUACUUCCAAAGAUAGUGGGCUUAGUUGUUACCAUAUUAUUAAUUUUAUUAAUGACUGAUGUGCCUGGGAUUGGAUUAAUACAUUAAUCCUUAGGACAGCCCCAUGAGGCAGCUUGGUGGCAGCUCAGGGAGCAUGUCUAAGGCUCAGAAGUUCGUAACUCCCUUGAGGCCACACACAGGGCAGAGCUGGGAUUCUGGUCUUCCACUCGAUCCCUUCGCCACUGGUGCAGAGCUUAAUCAUGGCCAUGGGCUGCCCUUGUUUUGGGUUGUGGGUUGUGGGUUUCUGUCAGUGAGAAGUCAACUCAAUCCAAAGUGAAUGAAACCAAGUUGGAAGGCAGGGAAGGAACUGGCUUUGAGAUGACAAGAGUCCAGGAUGUGAACUCAGCUGAGACUGGUUCUUGUCCCUCCCUCUUGUCCCUCGGAUUGAUACUGGUACUCAACUACAUGCUUUGUCAGGGAGCCCUGACUGUUGGCCUUCUGGGUCCCCUAACCAUAAGGAAAAGGACCUUCCAUUAGUGUAAAGCCCAAGGCAGGAUUCUGAUUGGCUGGGCUUAGAUCUGGUGCCCAUAGCUGGACCAAUCAUGACAUCCCAGCUGGGGCCACAUGGCCAACCUGCCCGCAAGGGGGUGGGGGUCUAUACCGGAAGACAGGAGUGGAGGGGUGCAGACCGGAGAGGAAGUAAUGGCGCCCCAGGUUCCGAAUUGCUGCAACCCUGGAGGCCAGCCGGGAGUUGAAACUACUGGUUUUAGAGCAGUUCCUCUGCCUCCCUAAGCUCCACACCUAUCAGGAUUCUGUUACUUCUUGGUAACUGGGACUUUCCCAGCUUUAAAAACAUUAUUUAAAAAAAUAGUAACGUGCACAUGUAAAAGAUUCAAAUAGUACAUACACAAGGUACACAGUAAAAAGUAAACUUCCCUCUAUCCCAGGCCCGCCAGCAUCCCUGAUGCCAACUUUCUGGGUGUGGCCUAGGGCCCCUCAGUGUAGUGUAGGGGUUGUGAGCACAGACUUUGGUGCCAGCUUGCUGGGUUCGAAUCCUGACCAUCUGGGUACCGAGGACUGGGUGUGUUUAAGGCCUCUUUGUAGCUCUGUGCUUCAACUGAAAUACUGUGCCUCAGUUUUUCCUUUAUAAAGGCGGGGAUCGUGAGAGUACCUGGCCCAUGUGAGCACUAUGAAAGUGUUAGCUGUUCUUUACCAGAAUAAAUGCAUUUCUAUAUCUCCCCAUA
Messenger RNA from Macaca mulatta (Rhesus monkey), 4625 nucleotides. RefSeq names its product NKD inhibitor of WNT signaling pathway 1 (gene NKD1). Gene Ontology annotation, biological process: negative regulation of Wnt signaling pathway. NCBI's taxonomy places the organism in Eukaryota, Metazoa, Chordata, Mammalia, Primates, Cercopithecidae. The record is from RefSeq and is a predicted model, not a curated record. Gene Ontology annotation, molecular function: calcium ion binding. Gene Ontology annotation, cellular component: cytoplasm.